AUGGAGAUCCGGGGAUGCACGCUGUGGAGCACCUGGGGUGGAAGCGGCGGCGGCGAUGGCGGGAGGAGCGUGGUGAAGCAGGAGGCUGGGAGGUCCGAGGAGGAGGAUGGAGGGGGCCCGGGGAAUCGCGAGCGUCUCUCGCGACGGCCGCGGCACCCCACCCACCUACGAACGUCCCGGGCUGCGGGCGGAGCAACAGCGGCGGCAGCGGCUGCCCACGCGAACAACAACUAUCCCUCCUCCUCGCCGUCCUCGAGCGGUGCAGCGGCGGCUGCGGCGGCUGCGGCGGCGGCAACCGGCGGCGGCGAUCGAAGAGAAGCGGGAGGGGAGGGGGCGGGGGCGGGAACCGGGGCAGUGGAUACGCUCAGCGAGAGGUUCGCGCAGCUCGCGGCGCUAGAAGGUCGUGCGGAGGUGCAGAGAGCGGCGGCAGCGGUGGCGGCGACGGCGGCGGCUGCGGCGACCGCCGCCGCCACCUCGUCGCACAGACCCGGAGGGUCAUCGAGGGCAAGCAACCCUCCUCCUCCUCCGGCGUCCUCUUCCGGCGGCGGUGGUGGUGGUUCUUCGGCCGUCCGUCAGGCACAGGCGGCGUCGAGGGUCGCCAUGGAACGCGCCCGCGCUGCUGCUGCUUCUAACUCUUGGACGUCUCGUCCAUCGGUGGCAGGGGCUAACACCGCCAGCGGCAAGACCUCUUCCUCUCGGGGUGGUGCCAGCAGCGGUGGCGCCAGCGAUGCUGCAAGGGCGGCCGCCGCUGGCGGCGGUCGCAGCGGUAGCGGACCGAGCUCCCGGAACCUCGACGCCGCCGCCGCGCUCGAGCGAGAGCUAUCGCUGCUGCGCCACGCGCGGGCGGCGCAAGCCGCCCAGGCGGCGGCGGGAGGGUUUGCUGGAGGCGGAGCCGGCGGCGGCGGCGGCCGCGGAGGGCUUCUAGGCGUGGGCGCGUGGCCGCCGGAGCUUCUUGAAGCUGCUCAGGCGGCCGGGCUUACCUUGCCGCCGGGCGCGGGCAGGGCCGGCGAUGGCGAUGGCGGUGGCGGUGGCGGUGGCGGUGGUGGUGGCCAUCCGCAUGGGGGGCCUCCGGGGGGGCACAGGAUCGGUGGAGGGUCCAGGGCCGGCGACGAGGACUCUCCGGCGGGGCCGGGGGUCCGGAUCCAGCUCAUGUCCACGCGCAGAGAAAUGCCCCCUCCGCCUUCGUCAUCGGCGUCGGCCGCUUCGGCGGCGGCGGCAGCGGAGGGGUCGGGCUCGGGAUCAGGAUCGGGGUCGCAGAACCAGAAUCAGCAGCAGCAGCAGCAGGCGUUUGCGUCCCAGGGCCAAGGGAGCCAGGGGUGGGGGGGUCUAGCUGCGCGCCGACCGGUGGCGGCGGGCGGUCUCGCUCAGCGUCGGCCUUUGCCUGCGCCGCCUGGUACAGCUGGUGGUGGAGCUUCGGCAGCGGCGGCCAGCCGCCCCAACGGCAGGGGCAACAAGGCGCCGGCUACUGCGAUGGCGGCGGCGGCGGGCGCAGCGACGUCUGCUUCGGGGUCCCCGGCCCUCCGCGCGGCCGCGGCAAAGGCCGUCACCGCUGCUGCUACAAAAGCUGCGAAAGCUGCAAAAGCUACUCGUGCGACUACCGGUAGCAGCGGUGGCCGUGGCGCGGGCAGCAGUGCCAAGGAGCCUCGAAGCCGUCGCAUUGUCCGCGGCAGCAGGACUCCUCCUUCUUCUUCUGCCACCGGCGGCGCGGGGGCGGCAGUAGGCGGGGGCUCUCGCCCGGUGACCCGGGGGCGGCGGAGUGACACUAACGGAGAAGGUGCCGGUUCGGCGACGGCCAGUCACGUAUCGUCGUUGUCGUCUUCCUCAAAGAGAAAGCGAGGAGAAGAUUCUGGCGCCGCGGCCGUCGCCGCUGAGGGGGGAAGGGGAAGAAGCUCCGUCGCUACUAGCGCCGACGAAGCUGCGACACCGCCGGCGGCAGCGCCUGCGGCGGCGACGCAGGGAAGGACGUUGCGGGCCAGAAGAACUCGUUCCUCGUCCACCUCGGCUUCGUCGUCGGCGGCAGCUGCUGCGGCAGCGGCGGGUACAGCGGCGACGUCGUCGAGGGGGCGUGCCUCGACUCGAGUGGGUGUGGCCGCCGCUGCUAUCGGAAUGGCCGCUCCCGCCCCCCCUGCCACCACCUCUUCUUCUUCUUCUAACCCUUCGACACGCAAGGCUUCGUCGUCGUCUCCGAGAGGUCGCGGUAGCAGCAAUGGCGGCGGGGCGGGCCGCAGGAAGUCCUCCGCUGAUCCGUCGCCGCUGCCUUCGGCGGCGGUGGCGGCGGUGGCUUCUGUGAGCACCGCCGCUGAAGCGACGAAAGGCGGCGGCGUGGCUGCACAGUCGUCGUCAUCAUCUUCAUCGUCGCACAAGCGGCGGCGAGUCACGUCCCCGCCGUCGACGUCCGCCGCAGCGGGAGGCGCGACGGCGGCGGCGGCGACGGCGGGUAGCGGGAGGUCGAAGCGAACAACGGGGACGGCGACUGCGGGGGCGACGGGGGUGGUCCGCGGAGGCGGCGGCGGUGGGGGCGGCGGCGGUAGCCCGAGGAGAAGCUCCCGCGUUGUACGUGGGCCAUCGUCUUUCGCGGGACCGCCCCCUUCGAAGCCCGCCGCCGCAGCAGCAGCAGCAUCGAAGUCGAAGAGAGGCGGCACCACCAAAAAGCUCCCUACUACUGGCGGUGACGGCGGUGCGCCUGCCGUUGUGUCGUCCACGGCGGGUUCUUGGAAGACGAAGCGGCAGAGCAAGACCAAGGCCAAGAAGACGCCGUCGCCGCGUCAACGGCAGCAGCCGCAGCAGAAGCAGCCGGCUAAGAGGGUAAGCGGCAGGGCUAGUACGGGCGGCGGCGGGCGCAACAGUAGCAGGGGGGUAGCAAGCCCCGGCACCGACACGACGACCCCGUUGACCAGCCGCGCCAGUGGCAGCAGCAGCAGCAGCAGCCGUGGGGGUAGAGCUAGCGGCGGCGGUGGUGGGAGCGGACUCCCCGCCACCGCCGGCGGUGAGGGGUGGCAGCCACCGUGGCGUGCGGGGGGGGGCUCUGCUACGGCUGCCGCUGCUGCUGCUGCUGCUGCGGCGGCGGCGGCAGCGGCGGCUUCGGUGGGGAGCAGCAGCGCCGCCGGUGAGGGCUCGUACACAAGAAACCGGCCUUCGUCCUCGUCUUCGUCUUCGUCUUCCAGCAAGCUCCCUCUCCUGCAGUGGACGCUGAGGUACCACUGGCCGGACACCGACGUGGCGGCAGCAGCCUCCGCCGCCGCCGCCGCCGAUUCGCCCGCUGCCAACACUGGCGCGGUUGCGGUCGGACCCGGCUCCGCUGCCUCGUCGUCCGCUUUGGAAGGCGGUGUCAGCGGCAGUGGCGGCGGCGGCGGCAGCGGUAGCCGCAAGAGAAACGGGAAGGGGAGAGCCAGGGGAGCCGCGGAGGAGAAUCGGGGAAAGGGAAGGGGGCACAACAGCAACAGCAGCACGGGGGAGACGGGAGAGGAGGAGGCAGCUCUGGCGCUGGGAGGGGGGCAAGGAGGAGCCGAGGUGGUGGUGGCCGGGGGCGACGCAGGCGGGACUGUCGUACGGAGGUAUACAGAGGUGGACUUCACGAACGGGGAGCUUCCUUCCGGCGCGACAAUGUUCGAGGCUGUCCAGAUGCUGAUGCUGAAGCACGCUCGAGAGACGGCCGGGGGCGAAGUCCCGAUAACCAGUAGCGGGGACCGUUUCCCGCACCGCUCGAUGCCAAUGCCGCGAGAGCAGUGGGGGAAGGCCAUCACGUUGGAGUUCUCGCCCCGCUCCUGCUCCUCGCAUUCUGCGAAGCCCCCGCCCGCCUCCUCUGCCGCGUCCGCAUCCGCUGGCGUCGCCGCCGGUAGAGCCGCUAGCGCAGCAUCCCUUGCUAGCGCUAGCGGCGGCGCCGCUGGUUCUGGAGCUGCGGCGUCUAGCAGCAGCGGUAGCAGCGGCGGCGGCCCCGCCACGGAUUCUUUACCACCGGCGGAGGCGUCUUCUUCUUCCAGUGCCCCCGCAGGUCCUUCUCCCGCUGCCGGCUCGGGGGCGGAUUCGUCAUCAAGGCGUGUGGGCGAUGGCGGUGGGGGCGGUAGUCGCAGAGACAGGAAGGGCAUGGACAAGAAGGGGAAGGCGUUGGAGGUGCUGGAGCUACCAGGCGUACUCGCCCCGGGGGCCACACCCCUCGACGCCAGGCUCGCCGUUGUGCACGGGCUGAUGGAGAAGGGAGGAGGCGGCGGAAUCGGUGCCGGGUUCCGUUUCGGCGAACACCUUUGCCUCCUGAGCGCCUUGCAGGCGGUGUGUGAGGAGUGGCUCGGGCUCCGCAGGAGUCUCGUGAGCCACGGCAGCGUCGCCGGGGACGGUGAUCUCCCGGACCCCCACCCUUCGGUUCUGCACGAUCUAGCGAGGCGUUGCAUCGUUUCGGGGCUGCAGCGGAAGGCGUGCAACCCGUUGGCGCUGUGCACGGGGUCCCUCCCCUCCUGGUGUGUAGGCCUCCCGAGGGAGUUCCCCUCGCUCUUCUCCCUCGAGACCCGCCUAUCUCUGCUCCGGAAGACGGCCUUCGGGAUGGCCAGAGCCGUGGCUCACGUUCAGGAAAAGGCCAAGAAUGUCGAGGACAUCCCCGCGGUCGCUGCUCCGCUCGGAUCGGCGGCGGGUACGGCGCGAGCGGGUGGAGGAGUGCUGAGACGAGUAGUUGGCGCCGACGGAGCGGACUCGCCGGCCUCCUUGGCCAUGCCCCUGCCGGAGCUGCUGCGGCAGCUCGGGAGGCUCGGGCGUUUGACGGAGGAGGAGGAGGAGGAGGAGGAGGAGGAAGAGGAGGCGGAAGAGGAGGAGGGGUGGAAUGUUCUCGAUGCUGGGGAGGAUGGGGAGGAGGAGGAGGAGGAGGAGGGCGACGAAGAUUACGAGGGUUACCACCAUCAUGGGGAGGCGUAUCAUGAUGAGGAGGUACAUGAGGAGGAGGACGAGGAGGAUGAGCUUGACGAGGAGGUGGCGACAGCAGAAGAAGCGGCGAUAGCAGCAGAAGAAUUGGCAACGGUGGCGACACAUGGUGGAGGAGGAGCGAGCCGGGAGGGUUGGGGUGGUGAUGACGAGGGUCGAUACAGCCGGCGGGAGAGGGGCUCCGUGGAUGUGGGGGGUGAAGAACGCGACGGGUCCGGAGUCGGCCGAUCGGCGAAGGCGGCGGCUGCGUCUUCCGCGAGGGGAAUCGAGGCCGGAGGAGGAGGAGCAGGAGGAGGAGGAGGAAACACGGAGGAGGGUGGUGCCGAUGCCAUGGACGUCGAGGAGGAGCAGGUGGACCGAGAGGGUUGCCAUGGUCACGGGGGCGCCGGCGCGAAAACGGCCGCUGGCGGUGCCGCCACCAGCGGCAGCGGCAGCGGCAGCAGCCGUACCGCCCAAGGGGAAGGGACUGCUGCCGCCAGAGGUGAGGGAAGCGGGCAGCCCGGGGUGGCAGAGCAGGAGAGACGAGGACAAGACGGCGGCGUCGCCUCGAUGGGUGCUUCCGCUGCCGCCGCUGGCGGGUUUUCUUGCAAGCUGCCGACACCUCUCCAGCAACUUGGACAUCUAUUUCAUCCCGGCCACUUGGGGUCCGUUUCAUUUGAGUACCUUACAUUUUUCGAGUUUUACAGCCUGGUGUGCAGGGAGCUCCUCAAGCGAGGUCUCGGCAUGUGGAGAGGGGACGACGCCCCGCCGGAGCCGCCGUCCCCCGCUGAUUCCACGGGCCCCCCUCCCUCCCGGGGGGAAGGGGCCGGGGACGUCGGCGCUAGCGGCGAGUUGGGAUCAGAGCAACGGCGCCAGGGCGAGCAAGGGGACGGGGAGGAGGCGGUACGCGCGAAUUCCGCCGCUUCCACUGCCGCUUCCGCCGCCGCCGCAGCAGCUUCGGAAGGAACGGCAGCAGCAGCAGCAGCAGCGGCAGAAGGUGCAGGGGCAGCAGCAGCUGGUGGUGGUCCCGAGGUUUCGGGUUCGGCAUCACCGGACCGAGACGCACCCGCCGCUGGCUCCGCCGCUGGCUCUGCGUCGUCGGCCCAGCCGGCAGCCGGCGGCGGCGGCGGUGUUGGUAGUGCGGGGGAGAACGAGGGCGAGGGUGACCGCCAGCCGUACCUGGACCUUGGGCCCGAGGGCUUGUUUCCGGCGCCGCUGGACCACAGGAAUGGGGUUAUGCGGGCCACCCUGGAGAGUCGGUUCAGAUUGCUGGGCAGGCUGAUGGGGAAGGCCCUCAAGGACGGCCGGAUGUUAGACCUACCCCUGGCGCUCCCGCUGUGCGGCCUCAUCGUGGGCCUUCGCCGCCGUCCCACCGCAGGCGCGAAGCCCCUGGCUCUGAGCGAUGUGAGCCUGAUAGACGAAGCGCUCGGGAGGAGCCUGGGCAGCGUCGCGGAGCUUGCCCAACAGGUUGAGGAGGCCAAGGCCGCGCUGGGGGGCGUGGGUAGCGGCGUCAAGGCCGCCGUCCAGUCGAUGUCGGAACUGGAGGAGUACGCGGAGAACCUUUGCCUCUCCUGGACUCUUCCCGGAUACCCCUGGUACGAGCUUAGACCGGGCGGUGCAGAGCUUGGCGUUACGGCCGCCGAGCUUGGGCAAUGGGUGGACGAGGUCACCAGGGUGCUCCUCGUGGAAAGCGUGCUGGUGCAAGUCGAAGCCCUGGUCAAAGGCGUGUCGGAGGUGAUGGACCCUUCCACCCUUUCCGUCCUGAGCGCCGGCGAGCUCCAACGGCUCAUCAGCGGGGAGGGGACCGGCAGCGGGGCCGACGAGGAGUGGGAGUACGGCACCAUCAUGGCCAGCGUUGUGUGCAGGCACGGAUACACGGUGGACAGUUCGCAGGUGAAGUGGCUGGCGCGAGUGAUGUCCGAACUCGACACGGAAGGCCGUCGACAGUUCCUCCGCUUCGUUACCGGGACUCCUCGGCUACCGAUAGGGGGCUUCGGGGCCCUCCGUCCCCGCCUCACGGUGGUCAAGAAGGAGGUGGACGUGCUUCCGGGGGGCACUCCGGACAGCCACCUCCCCAGCUGCUCCACGUGCCAGGUGUACCUCAAGCUGCCUGCGUACACGUCCAGAGCGGCGCUGGAGGCCAAGCUCAAGCACGCCAUCACCGAAGGACAGGACCACUUCGCCCUCGACUAGAUACAAGACACGACUAACCCCACCAGCCUUCGUGUCGUCCUCAUCCCACUAUUGUAGAUGAUCGUUCUUAGUGGCAUGACAAAUGUUGGGGUUGGGGCAGGCUGAUCCCUUUGUUGUCCGGUAUGGUCGGGCGAGGGCGCUUUUUUCGUUUUAUUUUGCCGCUAGAACAUCAGUCUUGCUCGAUCUCGGUGGUGUGAUAUUUUGUUGUUGGGUUGAGGCAGGCUGUAGUCGCUUUUUAUCUUCGAGUGAGGGAUCCUUUGUGGUUCUCAUGCCACGUCUCGACGUUGUAGGCAUGUAUGAAUAGUGUUGGGGGGGGGGGCAGGGGUUAACUUGGUGCUACAUCGACGGACAGACUAGCGCGUGGGUCCGGUUAUGUAUCGUUGUCGUUUUUUGUCGAUCUCUUGGUAUGAUUGCAGUGUCGGGGGGCAGGCAGCAAACAGGCCCGCUUUCUCCCUGCUAGAACAAAUGGUGCUUGUGAUUCCUUGUUGUUGGUGAUGACUCUUGUAUACGACUGCUCUUUUUGUCCUUGCGGUGGAAUGGGGAGACAUUUCUGGUGGGGUGAGUGGGCAGAGCAUCACCCCACCCGUGUUGUCGCGGGGGGAACGGGGGCUGCCAUGCGUCAUGAGUCGCUGCAGCGCGGUUGAUACCACCGGUUAGAAGCUGUGUGGGCCGGCGGCAAGUCUAAUCGCAAUAUACAGUCGCGCGUGUGGGAUACGUAUCCACAAGACGAGCUCCCGCGUGGGUUUUGGUUUGCUUCCGAGCGUGAAGUGAAGUGUUUCUGUUGCUUUUUCUGCUUCAUGCGGGCGUGGUUUCUGAAGGGUUGAUUUCAUCUAGAUCUAAAUCUGAGGUGGCCGUUGAGGCACACGGCAGGUCGACAUCCCUCGAUGGUUUGCGCUUUUAACCUACACGGCGAUUUGGCUUGGGCAUCAGGUUGUCAACGUGGUUUUUGUUCGUGUUGAACCUCGUAGGGUCAAACCCGAGGUCCGUGUUUGUGUCGUCCACGGCCACAUCGAUCGUCCCCCUGUGGACUUUUGCUGCCGGUGGGUGCGGUGCGUACUGCAAUUCCUCGAUUGUUCGCUCUUGUCGUACUGUAUCUGUCAUGUCGGGUCUGUAUUUGACGGUUUGCUACAAUUACACACUGCGCGGGUUCCGCUUUUGUCAUAUCGUUUUGUCACCGCGACGACGGAUGGGCGAGUGUAUGGGUACCAGUAGGUCGUGGUGCUUGUUUUCGGUGUGUAGGGAGGG
This is a messenger RNA of Ectocarpus sp. CCAP 1310/34, 8322 nucleotides long. NCBI's taxonomy places the organism in Eukaryota, Phaeophyceae, Ectocarpales, Ectocarpaceae. The record is from the annotation of a GenBank genome assembly.